This is a messenger RNA of Malaya genurostris, 1926 nucleotides long. Its product is annotated as cytochrome P450 4d1-like. NCBI's taxonomy places the organism in Eukaryota, Metazoa, Arthropoda, Insecta, Diptera, Culicidae. Bases 192 to 1709 code for a protein of 505 amino acids. The transcript is spliced from 6 exons. Gene Ontology annotation, molecular function: heme binding; oxidoreductase activity, acting on paired donors, with incorporation or reduction of molecular oxygen; monooxygenase activity. The record is from RefSeq and is a predicted model, not a curated record.
GCACGUUAGCCUGCAAUCUCGACGAUACGGGUACAAUAUCGAGGCGAUCUGCUCCUAAAAAGUCAUUCCCGACCGGGCUGUUCGUUCAGUUGCUUCUAAGCUUUCGCGCAUUGUUUACGUUUUCGCGACAUUUUCCCCCCGCAACGGAAAGUGAUUAGGUAGCUGGGCGCGCAAAGCGUGGUCUAACGAAAAUGCUUCUGGCAGUAGUUGCGCUUGUGUGGAUUGUUGGGCUCGGCAUCUAUUUGCAUCGAAAGUUUGCCGAUGCCCUGUAUUAUGCGGCCAAAAUCGGAGGACCCAAAGGUUAUCCGUUGAUCGGAAAUGCACUGCGGUUCGUUAACAAAACUCCCGCCGACUUCUUUCUAGCGAUCAGUGACGUCAUUAAGGAAUCGGGGAAAUGCUUCCGCCUCUGGCUGGGGCCAGAUUUGCUGAUCAUCGUGACCGACGCCAAGGUCGCCGAGGGUCUUCUGAACAGUCCGAAGUUUAUCGAAAAGUCUGCCGAGUACGACUACAUUCGUCCUUGGCUGGGCGAAGGACUUCUUACUAGUGGUGACAAAAAGUGGUUCACAUUUCGGAAAAUUAUUACUCCAACCUUCCACUUCAAGAUCCUGGAUGAGUUUGUGGAAAUAUUCGAUCAACAAAGCAAUAUCUUCAUUGACCAACUGAAACCCAAGGCAGAAAGUGGGGAAUCAUUUGAUGUGUUUCCAAUGGUGACGUUGUGUGCGUUGGAUGUGAUCUGUGAAUCGGCUAUGGGAACAAAGGUGAACGCACAGAAGAACUCCGAUUCCGAUUAUGUAAAGGCCGUGAAAGAAAUUUCAUUUAUCAUCCACGUCCGUAUGUACGACGUGUUCUCUCGAUAUAACUUUUUGUUUAACAUGUCCUCAUACCGACGAAGACAGGACAAAGCCUUGAAGAUUCUCCAUGGCUUCACUAAUAGCGUGAUCCAGUCGAGACGAGCUACGAUAGCACAGCAAGGCAAUAAGAAGGCUGAUGAUCCGGACAACGAAGUUGGAGUUCGUAAGAAGAUUGCUUUCCUGGACAUGCUACUGCAAGCGACGAUCGAUGGUCGACCGUUGACGGAUUUGGAGAUCCGUCAGGAAGUCGAUACGUUUGUGUUCGAGGGUCACGAUACGACAACUUCGGCUAUCAGUUUUCUACUGUAUCGUUUGUCCAAACAUCCUGACGUUCAGCAGAAAGCAUACGACGAAAUAGUGUCUGUCAUUGGAGAUGAUCGGAGAAGUCCUAUGAAUUUAACCCAGCUCAACGAGUUGCGGUAUCUUGAACUCGUGAUCAAGGAAACUCUUCGUCUCUACCCAUCAGUGCCAUUCUUCGGUAGGAAAAUACUGGAAACUAGUAAAAUUGAGGGAAGAACUAUUCCGGCUGGAACUAGUGUCGUUGUAGUGCCAUUCUUCAUGGGUCGUGAUCCGGAGUACUUUGACGAUCCAUUGGAGUUCCGACCGGAGCGAUUUGAUGUUGAGUCAUCUGCGGAGAAAACCAAUCCUUACCGAUACAUCCCGUUCAGUGCGGGUCCUAGAAAUUGCAUCGGACAAAAGUUUGCCAUGGCGGAAAUCAAGAGCCUUAUAAGCAAGGUGUUGAGAAAUUACGUCGUACUGCCACCGGAGGGUGGACAUAGCCAGGAAGAAUCAUUCAUUGCUGAGAUGAUCCUGCGGCCGACUUAUGGCAUUCCGAUACGGUUGAGGGAGCGGAAGUGAUAAUGUUAUUUGUUCCUUUGCGAUGGUUGUGAUCUUCGUAUGCCCGUGUAAAUCAACUACGGUUAAGGGAUUGUUGUAUUAGUGUGAUUGCGGCAAACAGAUAACAUUGUUAGGUUUUUAUUGCCUUUUUUGGCAAAAGAUUAUUUAGAAAAAUAUUGACUGAGAGAAGCGGUUGGAGUGAAAUUGUUUUAAAUAGAUUGUGAUUAUGGCAACCAUA